CCUAACCCCCAGCAGACACGUCGUGACCCGCCGGGAUUAUUGCCUGUCAACCCCCUCCUCCCAUCUUAUCCUACCUCCCACCCCCUCCUGUUUGCCACGGAAGCGCGUUUCGAGCGAAAAACAAAGAGCGCGAUUGACUCCUUGUCCGUGCGUCUGCCAAGGGGAAUACAUCCGUAUGCUGCCAGAGCAGCCCCGAAAGCUCUAGUCUCGUCCAUUAUGUCGACACAUGUGUCAGCAACUCCGUCAGCAACCAACGGCGAAUCCCACGCGCGGGGUCCUCAGGGCAACACACCUUCCGAAACGAUGACUACACCAGCAGCGACCGUGAAUCGCAAGAAGCAGAAACGCCGACAGAAGCAAGCCGCCCGCUUAGCUGCGGAGCAUUCCAACGCUUACGCUCCCGGAGAUGCGGCGGACUUGCUCACAACCGAUGACCACCAUUCAUGCGAUGACGACCACGAUUUCGAUCACGCAGUUCACCACAGCACAGCUCCAAGCGCCGACUACGGAUAUGGAGCAUCAUAUCUACCCCGCGGAUCUAUGACAAACGACCCCGAUGACGAACAUCCUGCCGGCGAAAGAUCGAAGAGGAAGAAAAAUCGAAAGGGUCGAUCUGACUCGCACAACCACGCUGAUGGUAGCUCAACACCGCUCUCUACCCCGUCCGCCACAUUUUCUCACCCUCCACCGCCUCCGCAAGCUUUACCCUACAUCAGUCGGUUCACGGGCAAACCUAUUAAGAACAGCAGCAUCUGGAAUCAGUCCUCUCUGGAAGAACGCGAGAAUAUUCGGACUUUCUGGUUUGAAUUAGGCGAAGACGAGCGGCGACAACUUGUUAAAGUGGAGAAAGAUGCUGUUCUGAAAAAAAUGAAGGAGCAGCAAAAGCACUCCUGCAGCUGUACAGUAUGUGGGAGGAAACGCACCGCCAUUGAAGAAGAGCUUGAAGUUCUUUACGACGCAUAUUACGAAGAGCUCGAACAGUAUGCGAACAACAAUCAAGGCGCCUUCGAUGAAGGAGCUCCAAUAAUUCCUCCGCCUCGACUCUAUAAUUCACCUCUACGAUCACCCGGGCAGCAUACUCGAACACACGGCCAAUUCCAUCCAUCAAGAAGUCGAGUUCAAGAGUUGCACGAAGAUGAAGAGGAGGAUCUAGAAGAGGAAUAUGACGAGGAAGACGACGAAGAAGACGAGGAAGAUGAUGAAGAGGAAGAAGACGACGAGGAACUUUACAGCGACGAGGAUCUCGAGGAUGAUGAGGCUCGUGCAGCGCGAGCCGACUUCUUCGCCUUUGGUAAUAGUUUAACCGUCAAAGAUGGAAUUCUCACGGUUGCGGACGAUCUCCUUAAAAACGACGGCAAGCAUUUCAUUGAUAUGAUGGAGCAAUUGGCUGAACGGCGAAUGCAACGAGAAGAAGAUACCCAGUACGGAAUAGCUGCCGCCCAUCAAUCCUUUCAUGGACAUAAUCAUGGUCCUUUGGACGAUGAAGAUUAUGACGAUGAGGAAGAAGAUGAGGAUUAUGACAGUCAAGACGAGGAAGAGUUCGACGAAGACGAGAUGGACACCAUGACCGAAGCACAGCGCAUGCAGGAAGGGCGUCGAAUGUUCCAGAUAUUUGCGGCUCGCAUGUUUGAGCAAAGGGUUAUGACAGCAUAUCGAGAAAAGGUUGCCGAACAACGCCAGAAGCAGCUGAUUGACGAACUUAUGCAGGAGGAGACAUUGAACGAGCAACGGAAUGCCAAAAAGGCCCGGGAAGCGCAGAAGAAGAAGGAUAAAAAGAGAUUACAGAGGCAAGCUAAGGAAGAGGAAAAAGCGCGCCGGGAUGCCGAGAAAGCCGCCGAGGAAGCCGCCGCUAAGGCUGCCCAGGAGAAGAAAACCGAGGAACAAAGACUGAAACGAGAGGAACAGCGCAAGAAGCGUGAGGCCGAACGGAAGGCCCAGGAGGAGGAGCGUGCCCGCAAGGAAGCCGAGAAGCAACGACGUCUCAAGGAGGAAAGAGAGCGGCAAGCCGAAACUGAGCGCAAGCAGCGGGAACAGAGGGAAGAGAAAAAGAAGCGAGAUGAGCUCAAGCGCAAGGAGAAGGAAGAGCGCGAAUUACAGGAGAAGAAAGCCAAGGAGGAUCGUGAGCGCAAGAUACGCGAGGACCAGGCACAAAAGGACCAAGCUGAGCAGGAACUACGAGAGCGAGGCGGAAAGCGCGAGCUGAAGACCUCGCCACACUCUUUCGGUACUCAUCUUUUCAAUUUCCCACCUCAUGUUCCUCCUGGCUUCCUGUCCUCUCCUCACCAUUCUAUGUCCUCGCCCAUUGUUCCCAAGGUUUCGACUCCUGGAAGGCCACGCCAGACCUCUAACCAUGGCUCUUCUACAUCCUCCCCUCACUCCAACCCUAACAGUGCGGAUUCGUCCCAUCAUCCCUCCAUUUCUCCCCGCUCAAUGGCCCACCCGCAGUCCGGGGUGAACUUCGGUGGUAACAGACAAGGUUAUCCCCAGCCCCCUCCAUUGCAUCACCCUCAGCCAUCCGCUCCUCUUUCACCCCUCGGCCGAGGCAAUCCCCCAGGCUUCCCAAGUCUCGGAGGCUUGUCAUCCAACCCUCCGGGCAUACCAGGAAUGACCCCGCGGUCAAGCCUCCCUCCAGAUUCGAUGUAUUCACCAAAUGGUGCAAUGAUGAACCCAUUACGAAGCUUUCCUGGUCCUGGCGGAAUCACUGCUCCCCCUGGUAUGAACAAUGUUCGUCCCAUGCCCCCAAGCCGAGUGUUCCCGUCUGAUUCCGGCCACGGCCUCGGCUUCACGGGUCAUGGCGUUCCGGGUGGAUUCCCUCUGCAGCAAGGCGGCUUGCCGAAGACCCAUUCCAGACAACAUUCUACCUCGUUUGAUCGCUCUCCGUUGGACAAUGGUUCCCAGCCAUUCCCAAUCACGCGUCCUAGCCCCAUCAAGCGCCCGUCCAGCUCAGCUCACGAUCGACAGAACAAUGGCAAUGCCUCGGUACAGCGAGAGGUGGAUGGCUUGAGUGCUCAUCUCGGCAGCAGUGCGCUCCUCGAUGAUACAGAUGCCACAUAUCCAUCAAACCUUUCUCAGUCAUUACCUGGUGCCCCCGCGCCUGGUCCAUUCCCUGGGCCGACAAGAGCCAGCUUCCAAGGGUCCUCCUUGUUCUCGGAUCCCCUGGGAUCACCGCAAAAUAACUUCCCGGUUGGCUCUGGUUUGGGAAAUAAUACCUGGGGUCCGCACUAUGGAGGUUCCCCCUUUGCAGGUGGUUCUGCCACAUGGGGGGCUCCCACAGCUGGGACCGGAUGGCCUCACAACAAUGCGUUUACGGCUGGCGCACAUCACCGCCCCCACACCUCUCGAGCUGUCACCGUCCGUCUCCUAGUUAUUCAAGCAUGCAAGCACCUCAACAGCAUGAUGAGCCCACAAAAGGGUGCCGGGCCUUUCCACGAUAUGAAACUUGUUCUCGCUCAAGUGGAAAACCUGCGUCCUCUGGGUGAGACACCAAUCUUGCUCGACGAGAUGCUUGAUAUCUGCGAUACAGAGGGAAGCUCUCAGAACGGCGGCGGCUCUUUCUCGAUCAAAGAAGACCAGAAAGGCAGAUAUGUCAGGUUCGAGCCCGAUCCCAACAGUGCGAUUUCUGGACACAGGGGUAGCAUAGUUCCCGGUGACAUUGGCAGCCCCAUCCCCAGCAACAGCCACCCGGCCCCAUUUGGUGGAUUCGGCGGAGCACCUUCAGUACUGCGUCAAUAUUCCUCGCCCUCGGCUGGAGUUUUCGGCGGGGCUUCCCUAUCCUAA
This is a messenger RNA of Penicillium nucicola, 3777 nucleotides long. RefSeq lists its product as uncharacterized. The transcript has 4 exons. The annotation marks the transcript as partial. The record is from RefSeq and is a predicted model, not a curated record. Lineage: Eukaryota; Fungi; Ascomycota; Eurotiomycetes; Eurotiales; Aspergillaceae.